Molecule: messenger RNA, 1013 nt
Organism: Cimex lectularius (bed bug)
Lineage: Eukaryota; Metazoa; Arthropoda; Insecta; Hemiptera; Cimicidae
Product: inositol monophosphatase 2-like
Exons: 5
Coding region: 172-972 (266 amino acids)
Biological process (GO): signal transduction; phosphatidylinositol phosphate biosynthetic process; inositol metabolic process
Molecular function (GO): inositol monophosphate 1-phosphatase activity
Source: RefSeq, a predicted model, not a curated record
UAGUUGUUCAGAUUAAAGUAAGUACAGUAGUGUGCCUUGAUGCCCUUGACGUUUUAUCUUCUUGACCAAAAGUGGGGAGAUUCAAUAUUUAGAAACUUGUUUGACAAAGGUGAAUAGGAAAAAAAUCACGAAUCAUUAAAAAAAUCACUAUAUAUAAAGAGAUCAAGUACGAUGUACGAAGUGGAUGUCGAUUUAUGCUUCAAUGUUGUUAAAGAAGUAGUUUCCAAAGCUUCCGAGAUAGUUCUUGAAGGACAUGAGUCUAGCUUGGAGGUUAUGACAAAAACGUCAAAAUUCGACCUGGUGACGAUAUACGACAAGAGGACGGAAGAAUUCCUCAUCAAAGCAUUAAAAGAUGCUUUCCCAGACCAUAAAUUCAUUGGUGAAGAAACCACGGCUAAUAAUAAACUCACCGAAGAGCCUACAUGGAUUAUCGACCCGAUUGACGGGACGACCAACUACAUACACGGGUAUCCGCAUAUAGGAAUUUCUCUGGCGCUGGCGGUCAAUAAAGAGAUUAUUAUCGGUAUUGUGAGCAAUCCUUUGUUAAAACAGACUUUUACAGCGGUUAAAGGUCGUGGGGCGUUUUUGAACGAGAAGCAAAUCCAUGCUUCAAAAAGCACAGAGUUACAAAGUUCCUUGAUCGGACUUGAAGUCUCAGUCGGUUCUAUACCAAAAUAUACGGAAGAGUACUGCCAAAAGUACAAAAAUAUUGUCACUCAAAUACAAGGGGUGAGGUCCCUCGGGUCAGCAGAGCUCGGCUUGUGCAUGGUCGGAUGGGGUGUUUGGGACGGUUACCAUGUGAACCACCUACAAUCCUGGGAUGUGGCAGCCGGCUCUCUCAUAAUCACAGAAGCUGGUGGAUGUGUACUUGGUGUCGAUGGAGGAAAGUUUAACUGUGAAACAGGUGGAAUUAUUGCAGCUGGGACAGAGAAACUUUGUAAAUUACUUGUCGAAUUACUUAACUGUAAAUAAACUAAUCAAUUUACUUUAGUAAAUGAAAUAUAGAUUUAGAA